UUUGUCUGCAUAUAAAAAUAAAAAUGCACAAUAGGUGCAUUCGUGUAUGUGUGAGUGAGUGCUAAAUGUUUAAAUAGUGCAUUUAAUAAGGCGUGCUGCUGCUGCAUGCUGCAUGCUGUUGCAUACAACCAACUUCACCUGAUUCAUCAUUGAUAUUUUGUGAAAAAACAACAACAAAAUUUAACUGAACAAAAUAAUAAAAUUAAAUAACCAGAAGAAGAAUCAGAAUAAGCUAAAGAAAGAAAACAAGAAGAAAAAGUAAACAAAUAAAAAAAGUGUAAUAAAAUACAUUAAGAAAAGUGUAGAAUUAUCAAGUGUAACAACAUCUGAAACAAAGUGAACAAAAUAAUUUUAUUAAAACUAAAACGAAAAAUAAUAAACAAAAAAAAAAAACAGCAUUUGCUCUGGAUUAAAUUACAUUAAAAAUAAAACCUAGAGAAAAAUUCAAUCUACUCCUGGAUAUUUGAUAGUGUCGUGUCCAACGUGCGUAUUGGAUUAAAAUUUCGGAUACCAAGAAACAAACUGCUCAAAAUAUUUAAGUUUAUAUGUUGCAACAUAUGGUUAGACAUGAAGAAACAUCAUUUGGCAGCAGUAUAAAUUUUGGUUUUUUGCUAUUAUAGAAAAUUUCCCACAAAGUUUUCAAUUUCGUUCAGGAUAAAAUUUUCAUUUACAACUUGCCACAUUUAAGUCUUCCUUCACAUAUUCACAACAACAAAAACAAACAUCAUUACAAAGGCAAAAAAGGAACAAACACACAUAGAAACAAAAACAGCAAAUAAUGUAUUUAAUUGAAUUAAGUAUCUCAAGAGGAAAUGAGUGCAAAUAUAAGAUAUACUACCCCAACAAUAACAAGAACAGCUACUAAGACGAGUGUUAAUGUAUUUGUGGCUGUAUGUGUUGAAUAUUACAACAAUGAUAUUAUGCUAAUUACCAGCUGUAAAUCCACAAACAAAUGCUGACAUUUAAAGGAGUGUCAACAUCGCCAACACCAAGCACAAAAACAAAGCAACAACCAAAACUACAGAGGCAACAGCAACUAACAGCAAUAAGAACAUCAAGCAAACGAACGACGAACAAGGACAUUAAUUAAUAACAAGUAAACGACACGAAUCCCAACACUACAAGCAACGUCGCAAAAAAAAAAAACCCAUCAACAUCAUCAUCGUUCAAGACUUCAACGUUGACGUUGUCGUCGACAUCGACUUCGACAACAUCAUCACUUCAGUACAUGGUUGUUGGUUUUGCUUUAUAACCAUUGAACAUUCCACAGGAAUUAACAAGUUGGGUGGGAAUUCAACAAGACCAACGUAACAAAACAAAAAGCAAGUGUACAACACGUACUCAGCCACCCCGUAGUUGGCCCAAAUUAAGGCCAUUUUACAGGCACUGGUGAGGAACGAGAAAAGAGCAGCAGUCAACUUAAAGCAGCAAUAACAACAGCUACAAGAAGAAAAUUAAAAAUAAAAAAGCAAUUAAUGUCUGCCUAAACAAUUUCAAUUAAACAACAACAUAAUUGCAAUCACUCAGUAUCAGUACUACGCACUCGAAAUAAUCACCUACAUCAACAUCAUCAUUUAGAAACUGGCAAUCACGACGCCCCACUACCCACAUAUUCCAUUAUGAUUCCAACAGAAAUCAGAAGACUCUCCUCCCCCUUUUACAGUAAAAAGACAAACAAAAUGACAACACACUGCCUGCGCGACUGGCUAACAAAGGUAAUAUUUGCCACAAGUCUUCUCCUGCUCUUAAAUGUACAGUCGACAGCGGGGAAUUCCGACUGGAUGCAGAGUUGCAGCAUGUGCCAUUGCCACUGGAAUUCUGGCAAAAAGACAGCCGACUGUAAGAGCCGACAAAUCUCUACCAUACCCAACGACUUGAGCAACGAAUUGCAGGUUAUCGAUCUGUCAAACAACAUGAUACCCGAACUGAGAAGAGAAGAAUUUAUGGAAGCGAGUUUGCAAAAUUUACACAAGAUCUUCUUAAGAAAUUGUACCAUACAGGAGCUUAAUCGUGAUGCCCUUAAAGGUCUUGCCAUCCUCAUCGAAUUGGAUUUAUCGCAUAACUUCAUUAAAGAACUGCACGUGGGCACAUUCAAUGGGCUAGUUAAACUGCGCAAUCUGGUAAUGAACAACAAUCAAAUCGAAGUGCUGGAAAAUCAUUUAUUUGCCGAUUUGCAUUUUCUGUCGCGGGUAGAAUUUAAAAACAACAAACUGAAACGCAUCGAUAUUCAUGCUUUUGGACAGCUGCCAGUACUUUCAGCUGUCUAUUUAGAAUCAAAUAAUCUCACAGUCCUGAGAAAGGAAACCUUUCAGCGUACACCGAAAUUGGUUCAUUUAUCACUGGCCUCAAACCCGUGGAAUUGCACAUGUGAGUUGCAGGAGUUUCGUGACUUUGCCAUUGCUCAUCGUCUCUAUACCCCACCCACAGAUUGCAAUGAGCCCAAGCAGUUGAAGGGAAAAUUGUGGAAUGAAAUACCAUCGGAAAACUUUGCCUGCAUGCCUAGAAUUUUGGGUUCAGUUAGAUCCUAUGUCGAGGCUCAAUCGGACAACAUAACGCUACCCUGUCGCAUAGAAGGCUCACCCCGACCCAAUGUUACCUGGCUGUACAACAAACGUCCCAUAAAUCCCAAUGAUCCUCGCUUUCGUAUACUCAAUUCGAUCGAACAACAACGCUCCGAAAGUACCAAUAUGCUCAAUUCUGAAUUGCGUAUCUUUGGCGUACGUUCCACCGACAAGGGCUCCUACACAUGUAUAGCCGACAAUCGUGGUGGCAAGGCCGAAGCAGAAUUCCUUCUACUCAUCAAUGGCGACAACUACAGUGCUCUAGAUGGCACAGGAGGUGCUACUCCCUUUGGUGGUAUGGGCACCACCACCUCCGAUAGAGAGACAAAUAUAUUACUCAUCAUUUGCCUUAUUGUUACCACCCUUUUGUUGCUACUCAUCGUCGUUGUGCUGGUUAUAUGCUGGUAUUGUCGUCGUAUUAAAACGUAUCAGAAGGAUAGUACAAUGCUAAGUGAAAACGGUUUAAUCUCCUCAAAAUUGGACAAAACUCAUAAUGGUUCGAUGCUAGAAGGUUCCGUCAUCAUGGAAAUGCAAAAAAGCCUAUUGACAGAAGUUAAUCCCGUUGAAAAGCCGCCACGUCGUACCGAAUUGGAAAGCAUUGAUGGCGUUGGCAGUAGUACCGAUGAUGGGCAUGAGAUUAAAAAGACUUUGUUGGAUGAAACACAAUUUGGCAAUCACCAUCAUCCGCGAGACGAUGAAACUCAUUCUGUGGCCAUGUCAGAUACAAUAACACCACGUACCCGUCACACAUACAUCGACGAUACGUACGGCACAAGUUUGCCACCCGAUUUAUUAGCAUUUCCAGCCCGUGUGCCACCCAUGUCACCCUCCAUGCAGUCGUCACAGUCGAACAUACCCGAUCAGGUAAUCUACGGCAUACGCUCGCCACCACUCACCAGUCCCGUAUAUGCUCACAUGACUCCCCACGGCAUUUAUGGUACCACCACUAUUGCGGCAGCUACUCCAAAUGGAUUUAUGACGUUGCAACAUCCCAAAUCACGUAACUUAGCACUUAUUGCCGCUGCAAAUAGCAGACAACAACAAUCACCGUUUGUGCCAGCACCAGUUGUGUAUUCGCCUGCAGCUACGGCAUCGGUUGUUAUGAAACAGGGUUACAUGACAAUACCACGUAAACCGCGAGUGCCUAGCUGGGCACCCUCCUCCUCCAAUACGCACUCGACACAGCUAAGUGAAUUUCAAUCACCCACCUCCCCCAAUCCCAGUGAAUCGGGUACAGCAACUACGGGCGAACUAACGGUUGAGCCUGUUUAUGAUAAUUUGGGAUUGCGAACAACCGCUGGCGGUAGCUCGACUCUUAAUUUGAAUAAGAGUCAUUUGCAAGAACCACCAGUACGUUAUACAAUGCGUGAUCGUCCGCUGCCGGCUACGCCCAGUCUCACAUCGGUCAAUUCAAAUCAAGCCCAGCAGCAGCAACAACAACAACAACAGCAGCAGCAGCAACAUUCAAUGUAUCAGCUGCAGCAGCAGCCGCAACAGCAGCAACAACAACCUCAGCAACAGCAUUCAGCCAACAACAUGUCGAAUAAUGCGAAUAAAAUCUACGAACCCCUACACGAGCUGGUCAAUCAACUGCAUCAGUCAACGACAUCCGAUACAGAGCCAUUGUAUGGCACGGCACGACACCACUCUGGCCUGACCAUUGUGCCCAGCAGCAGUAACAUCAACAACAACACAAGUGUUAACAACAACACCUCCUCCUCCGUCACCAACUCACCCUCGAAGAGUGGCAACAGCAGCGCAGAACCCAAGCUGACGAAAAUACCACCAAGACCACCACCCAAGCCCAAAAAGAAAAUGUCCGUAACAACAACACGCAGCGGCCACGGCAGCACAAGUCAACUGUUUGACGACGAAGGUGAAGAUGGCACCGAAGUUUAGUUGAUAAUUCAAGCACCAGACGAUGCUGGUGGUGUUAGCAGUGAUGGCGAUGGUGUAUCUAAUGGUUGCGUCAUUGUUGUCGCCUCCUCUACUUCAUCUUCUGCGUCUUGUUAGCUUGUAAAAACGUAAUGCCUUCCUUUCCAAAUCUAAUGUAACGGUUAAAAACAAACAAAAAGAAAACAUGAAAAGUGACUUAAAAAAAUAUGAAAGACCACCAAUUGUUUUUCUACCCAGCAUGAACAUAUUCGCUCGUUUUGUUCCUAGGAUCUUUAUUCUUAUUUACUUUUUAUCCAAAAAAGUGCACUUUAUUAACUCACCGCUACAACUUGAAUUGCAUUUUACAACAGUAGUAGGGCAAUAAUUAUUAGAAAAUGUUUGAUAACCAUCUCAGCACCAACCAUUAUUCUUCGUAACCCCAAACAAGCAAACCAGCAAACCAACCACACCACCAACACCCAUCAAUGCCACCUUCAAUUUAACUUCAUACAUGAAUCACAUUGAAAAAGUUACACCUAUAAAUAUAUACAUACAUACAUAUAUAUAGUUAUAG
Messenger RNA from Calliphora vicina (urban bluebottle blowfly), 5010 nucleotides. RefSeq names its product kekkon 5 (gene kek5). The transcript is spliced from 7 exons. The record is from RefSeq and is a predicted model, not a curated record. Lineage: Eukaryota; Metazoa; Arthropoda; Insecta; Diptera; Calliphoridae. Gene Ontology annotation, molecular function: protein binding. The coding region runs from base 1620 to 4460 and encodes 946 amino acids.